GGAGUUUUUGGGUUUGGCGCCGGCAUCGGCACUCGCUGUCCGAAGAUGGUGGAGUUCCCGGAAGCUCUGCGGCACAUCCCAGCUGCAGAGGCCAUGCGGGACCUGCAGCUUCAGGGCCAGGUGCCGGACACCCACCGCUUCCUGCGGCUGGUGGCGAAGCUGGGCUGUGGCCUGGCGGCGCCGCUGCAGAAGGACCUCCGCCAGGCCGCGGAGAAGAUCUUCGCGGCGGCAGGAUGGAUGGAGCGCAUGGCGGUGUGGGCGCAGUCUGAGCAGGGCUUCACGCUGAACGUGACUCGCGUCUACUGCUCCGCGGUGUGCAUCUUCCACCGCCGCGGCUUGCCGGAGUUGGCCCUCCAGGCGGUCGAGGCGCUGCGCGCCAGGAACGCGGAGGUGCCGAUUUGUACUUUGUCUUUGGCGAUUGAUGCCUGCUUACAGGCAGGCUGGUCUGACAAAGCAUGCGAGCUCUUCAAAGAAGCCAAGAUGCUGGUCUCGCAGAAGCUGGCAGCAGCCCAGCAAAAUGAAGCUGUAGAGGAGGCGGACGUUGAGGAUUCUGACUCUGAUGCAGAAAAGCCGGGCAAGGAUGGCGACCCCUGCCCAGAGCCAGAAGAGUCUUCACUGCGUACUGAUGGAAUGCCACCUUGGCUGAGCCCAAGGGAGGGUCAUUUGGUGGCACUCAUUGCCUGCCAUGUGGCAAUCCUGAACCACCUGGCCCUGCAUCCGGGGUACUGGACUGGGGAAGCCCCGGCCGAGCCGAAGCCCGGCGCCUUCAGCGCGGUCAGCCUAGUCCGGGACGGCCUGGAAGUCGUGCAGUCUGCUUGCAGCCUGGCGGAGAAGCCCUGCCCUGGUGCAUCAGCGCUGCUGGGGCAGAUCGACGGUCUAGGCCGUCGGCGGCAGAAGGCUCUGCGUUUGCUCCUGGCGCCCUGUGCCCGGCUGACGCAGCUGCCGGAGGCGGAGCCAGAGCUGGCGGAGCUGGUGACAGGGGCCGGGCUGGAGGCGGCGAGCCUUGCGACAGCCGGUCUCAUGGAGACAGCGGCAGUGCAGCGCGUGGAGGACUUUGGGGACGAGAUCUCGGAGCAGGACGCUCUCGAUGUGCGGAGCAACGUGCUGAGUUUGCUGCGCCGCUUGGAGCGGCCGCUCUGCCGGGAGGACCUGGACGAGCAGAUUCGCGCCAUGGGACGGCGGAAGAUCAAGCGGCCGGGCAUGAUACUGCAGACCUUCCGGGUCAUGGCCCAGUUGGCCGCCAGAGGGCAAUCGGCGCUGGAACCUGGGGUGGCAAAGGCCAUGAGGCACAUGGCGCCGGACCAGGACAGCUGCGCGGCCACCGUGGAGGCGCUUUUUGCAUGUGGCUCGGUGGAUGCGGCGGAGGAGAUCUACCGCCGAUGCCGCGCUGCGCUGUUGCCGAACCCAGCACUCUACAGCGCGAUGAUCUUCGGCCGCCUGGCGUGCGGCGACGGGGAUGGCGCCACGGAGGCCAUGCUGGACAUGGCCGCGGCGGGCUUCACGCCCCACCAGCGCUUCCUCUCCAGGAGUCUUCGGUUCAUGGGCCCCUUCCACAACCAGGGCCUGUUGCUGGUGGAGCGUCUGGGUUUGCCGCACCUGCAGCAAAAGCUGCUUCAUGUGCUGAUGGAGGCCUGCAACAACUCGCCCAACCCGGCCGAAAGCGCCCUGGAAGUAUACCGCUUUAUGGCAAAGGAGUGGGUGCCCACUCCAGACACCCACUUCGCCAUGCUCAAGGCGCUGUGCGGCACGGAAGUGGAUCUGGCCAUCUGUGAGCUCCGGUCCUUCCAGGCCCAGGAGGUACUUCCACCCCAUCCCGGGUUCGAGCUGCUGCUCAGGGAGUGCUUCGGGUUGGCCAACCGCCGGCACCGGGCGUGCCUGGUGAUGGAGGCGCGCAGGGCCUGGGUGGAGGAGGUGUCGGCCAUGGCGCCGUGCGAGCUGCGGCACCUGGUGACCAUGGGCCAAGAGCUGCAGAAGCGGAUGGAGGCAAUAGUGCCAGAGACAAAGGAGCACUACUGGGAUGCGGAGCAGGUGUGGGAGGCUGAUCCGGAAGCCGACCAGUAUGCCGAAGAAGGGCAAGCGGACCGGCCCAGAAAGUGCUCCGAAGAUGGCGAUCCAGCGAUGCUGGAUGACAGCUGCUUCGGCCCCAACUGCUGCUACAGGUGGGUGUUGGAGACGUACUGCGCUGCCCUGCCUUUGCACUUAGCCGCUGUCAAUGCCGUGCAGUACGUGGUGUGGCGAUACAGCCUGGUGCGCUCUGGGGUUCAGAAGGCGCUGCUUCAGCAGGAGUUGGACCAGGCACUCACCGGUGACCACGCCAGGAUUGGCAGUCAGCUGCACUCGGAGCUGCUGCAGGACUGCAUUUGUCAGGUCGAAGGCGAGGCCUGGGAGCCUUUGGGCUUCGUCUUGCUCGUGGCGAUGCAGCUCAGCGCGUUGGAGGUGCUAGAAGGGACGCAGAUCCGGCUUCUUCGCAUGCUCUUCCGGGCCUUGCCAGCGGCCAACCGCAACUUGGAACCCAAGCACGUUACCUUCAUAGAGAAGGAGGCUUAUCAGCUAUCACCGGGUGUUCUGACGGAGCUGCUGAGCAUUUGUGCUAGCCUGGGCCUUGCACCCUUUAGCUCGCCAGAGGCGCGGCAGUCCUUGGCAGACAUUGCCCAGAACUACUACUUGAAACGCGGCUCAGGAGAGGAACCCAUCAAGUUGAGCACUGCCCUUCGCUUCGUUCGCACCCACAAUUUGAUCGACCUGUUGGCGGAGGAUGUGCUCUUCGUGCCGGUGAUGUGUGCCUUCAACGAUGGGCAGCCGCAGCACGCGUACAAUUUGGGAGAGGGCGAGCCCGAGUUGCAGCUGAAGAUGAUCUCUUAUGCCAUCCGAAAAGGCCAUCGCCUGGCUGCUGGCCGUCUGGUGGAUCGCUUUGGCUUGCCAGAGGAGGAGCUUCCGGAUUGGCCGGGAGAGCACGGGAGCUUUCGGGACGCCUGCGGCGCCUGCGUGCGGGAGGCGGAGGAGGCAGAGGCGACGGAGCUCCGAGCAGCGAGCAACAGGAAGAUGGCGGCGGCAGCAGAAGAGGAAGGCGCUUGCUUGCAGCUGCCGGAGCAUGUGGCAUCGCAGGUCAUGGUCAUAUCUACGCCCGUUGAACUGCGAGAUGUGGCCAAGCGCCUUUUGGCGCUGGCGUCUUUGGCCGAUGCAGAUUCUUUGCCCACAACCCUGGCGACACCCGGCCGGGUUCUGGGCCUGGAUGCUGAAUGGAAGCCAUUCUUGGAGAAGCGCGGAGGCAUGCAGAAGCACCGGAGGAGCACGCAGACUGUGGCGGCUAUGGAGCCUUGCUCCACCCUGCAGGUGGCCGCCGAUGACUUUGUGGCCAUCUUCGACCUGCUUGCGCUGACGAAAGAGGCCACCAUCGCCCAUGAGCUGUCAAAUCUGCUGGGGGCGCUGUUUGCACACCCGAAGAUUGUGAAGCUGGGGUUUGGCCUGCAGAACGAUUUGCAGCGGCUAGCGGCGUCCUACCCCCAACUGGCGUGCUUCCGGUGCAUGCGAGCCACGCUGGAUGUCCAGGAGGCGUUCAUGGCCCUGAGGCGGAACAAGGGUCAGUCUACCGGCCUGUCGGCUUUGUGCACAGAGCACUUUGGGGCUCCUCUGAGCAAACGCUUGCAGACCAGCGACUGGUCAGCGCGCCCGCUGAGCCGAGAGCAGGUGCUCUAUGCGGCGCUGGACGCCUUCUGUUUGCUUGGCCUGGCAAGGAAUCUGCCAGAGAGCGCUUGGCAGGACCUCGAGGUUCAAAGCAUCGGCCAGAAGCUAGUGGUGGCUUCCUCUCGAGCCGGGGGUUAUCCUGUGGCAGCCGCAGACGCUGAGGAGAUCGCCGCGGUGGACUCGGACAUCGCGGCCAAGGGCCUGGAGAUCAGGAGCAUGAAGGCCCAGGGGAAGCCCAAGAGCGCGUGGCAGGCGGAGGUGGCAAUCCUUUUGCAGCUGAAGGCCAAGUACAAGGAGUUGGCUGGAUGCGAAUGGGUCCCUGCCCUAAGUGCCUAGCCGACAAGCUGCCGCCUUGAACGACCCAUCUUCUUGGAAUCAGGCAGGCUGACCAAAAGACUCAAUCAGCUGUGCCUUGGAGCAUUGAGGGCCUACUUGUUUUUGAGUUCGGAAAUAUGUGGAAAUUGUGCUUUGCGAUAGCCGCACUGAUGUACGUCCCGCAUGGCAGGAUCGCAGCCACUCAGCAGCGAUGCGCUAUGCGGUGGACUUCCUGGAUGGCCUAACUUGGGUCAAUGCGAUCCACAGUCUGUUAUGGCUUGUUUGUGAAUACUUCGGAGGAAAAACAACGGGGUUGUCUCAAAUCUAAGAUUGCCC
This is a messenger RNA of Effrenium voratum, 4335 nucleotides long. Lineage: Eukaryota; Dinophyceae; Suessiales; Symbiodiniaceae. The record is from the annotation of a GenBank genome assembly.